AGAGUUCUCAUCCAGUGUGUCUAGCAAACGCUCAGCUCCUCCGAAGUGUGGGAACUCGCCGAAAUCCACGAUAAUCGACGGUGUCGCACAGCAAAAUGACUCUCUGAUGCAGUAGGCGUUGAAUUCGACCUCCGAUGAUGGGGUAUGGUUAAAGUUUGGAUAGAGCACCCAUCAGCAUCUCGACUGCCAUGGACACUGCAACCCCUACUUCAGAUGUGAGUUCCGUGCGCCGUAAUCGCUCUCAAACCAGGAAGAUUUCGGAUGGCGCCGUAAAGUUUCGAUGCAUUUCGCUGAAGUGUCUUGCACCGCCCGAUAAGAGCAGCCUCGACAAGCCCGGACCUUCUGGCGUCGUCGCUCCCAAAAAAGCCAAUCGACGCAGCCACAGUCAGAUCAGCUGUUCGACUUGCUGUCCGGUGUGCGGAGUGACCAUAAAGGUUUCCGAAGCGGGAGCGCACUUUGAGGUCGAAGUCGCUAGGCUCAAGGAUGUCACGACGCACCGGAAUGGAAAGCGCGCUCGGAGUCAUGCCGACCGACAUUGUGUGGAGACGGUACGCGAGGAGCGUCGCAAGAUCGUGAAGAGUGUCCGCCAGAAUCGGAGCAAACGACUCACUUUGAGGACGGCACCUCCUCACAGAAGGCGUAGGCUUCCGGGACAGGUGGACUGUCCAGUUUGCGGCCAAGCGAUCAAUCAUCUCUCCGAAGAGGAGCGCAUCGGCCACGUUGAAGAUUGUCUCAAUUCGCAGAACGCCACGAGCCACGAAGUCGAUAUUGAGGGUGGCGGUUCCAGCGCGAGUGAGCUUGAAGAAUAUGAGUGGGCGGGCCAGACUCGGAUCCGCUCAGUUGUACUCUCGGAUAUCGUGCCCAGAUCCAACCGGAAUGGACAAGAAGAUGACAGUGGCGACUUGGAUGUCGACGGAGUUGACGAGGCAGUUUACGGGGAAUCCCAAUUCUCGGAAGCCGAUCUCAUAUCGAUUUCUCAGGACAACUCGAGUCAACGGAUCCGAGAGGCAAUGGUUCGGACGGCCGGUGCCAAUAGCGGAGCACCCCCUGAAGUUCCUUCAAAAUGGGACACAUUGGAGGACUUGAGCUUGACUCAACGCCUCCAAGACGAUGAUCAACCUUCAUCAGAAAGUUCAGGUCCGCGGAGCGGUUCGUCUAUCGUGAUCGAAGCGUUGAAGACUCGGAUUCGUGAUCUGGAAGACUCGAAGCCCUGUUCGAGCCUGAUGUCGGCGCGCUGCCUUGUUUGCAUGGAGUUGUACCUCAACCCGUUGGUGAGCGUGGCGUGUUGGCACGUAUACUGCCAGGACUGUUGGCUCAAGACUCUGAGCUGCAAGAAACUAUGCCCGCAGUGUAGCACGAUCACGAGCCCCGGAGACCUUCGACGCAUCUACCUCUGAGUGAGAGUCAUUGAGGAUCGACCGAAUCAAGUGUCUAAUGGCAGAGGGGUGUAGAUACGUUGUACAAAUCAUCGGACGUGG
Molecule: messenger RNA, 1478 nt
Organism: Galendromus occidentalis (western predatory mite)
Lineage: Eukaryota; Metazoa; Arthropoda; Arachnida; Mesostigmata; Phytoseiidae
Product: E3 ubiquitin-protein ligase Rnf220
Exons: 9
Coding region: 189-1397 (402 amino acids)
Biological process (GO): protein ubiquitination
Molecular function (GO): ubiquitin protein ligase activity
Source: RefSeq, a predicted model, not a curated record